Molecule: messenger RNA, 4419 nt
Organism: Volvox carteri f. nagariensis
Lineage: Eukaryota; Viridiplantae; Chlorophyta; Chlorophyceae; Chlamydomonadales; Volvocaceae
Exons: 19
Coding region: 1-4419 (1472 amino acids)
Molecular function (GO): flavin adenine dinucleotide binding; acetolactate synthase activity; thiamine pyrophosphate binding
Source: RefSeq, a predicted model, not a curated record
AUGCAAGACGGCACAGGUAUUGGCGCCGGCCAGGCGGCACCGGUUGCCUUGAACAGGGCAUCUAUUAACGACCUGGAUGUUUACAAUGCCCGGAGCAUUAAGCUUGCAGAGGCGACACGGGUUCGAUUAUUCCUUCCGGGUCUCAAAGGGGGACCCAUGGACGAGUGGGAGGACCCGCAGGACGCCAAGGCGGCAGCGCAAGCAGCGGCCCAGGCAGCAGCGGCAGCGCGAGGGCCAUCGGACACUGCCCUUAAGUCCCGGAAAAAGCUCGCCAAAGUGGCCGCACUGGCGCACGCAAAUGACGCGGCAGCGGCGGUCGCGGAGACGGCGUCGACGAAUGGUGGCGGGGGCGGCGGCGGCGGCGACGGGGCCGAGAACGGGAUGAUGAUGGUGGUGGAGGCUAUCAUGGUUCUCGAAGAUGACGAGGAGGAGGAGGAGGAGGACGGUUUGCUGCUGCUGGCGCCGCCGGGGGUUGGGCCGGGUGGCAAUGGUGGUCCGGCCGGGGCUGGGGAGGGCGGCUACCUGCCCGGUUCAGCGGCGUCGCAGGCAUCAGGGAGUGCGGGGCAGCGCCUCUCUGGCGGAGGUCAACUCGGGUACGACGGCGACCGCAGUUCUGCACGCACCGGCUCUGGCGGGCGGUACUACACGCAGCCCGGUGCCGGUACGGUAGGCGGGCCGGCCUCGGCCGUUGCCGCUGCGGCAGGGCCUGGGCGAGGCGGUGCAGGUGGUGGCGGCGCCAAUAGCGUCGGCGGUCGCGUCCGGCCGGGGUCAGCUACCGGCGGCGGCGGCGGCCGGCCGGCUAGCGCCACCGGGCGAAGAGGCGGCGAUGGGCACGGCGGUGGGGAAGGCGGCGGGGGCGGCGGAGGCGGAAGCCAGCCGCGUCUUCGUACGGGACACGUGUCUGGGUCUGCUGGGGGAGCUGACGCCGCCGCUGCGGCGCCCCGCGUGCCGGUGUGGGCGCGAUUGGCGGCGAACGCCCCGCCGCGGGAGAAGAUUGCGCCGCCACCGCCGAAGAUCUACCGUGCCGUACAAGGCAAGACGCUGAGUCUUGGCUUAGGUGGCCCCGACGAAGGCCCGGGGCUAUUCAUGGUUGCGGAUCCGGCGGCGCCGUACUAUGGCGUAGAGCCUGGAAACGGCAGCGGCGCGGCUGCCGCCGCCGUCGCCGCCGCCGCGGCGGCGGCGGCGGUCAACGGCCGCCUGGGUUGGCCUGUCAUUCCCCCUGUUCCCGGCUUUAUGAGGCCCCACGGGAGCAUCAGCGGUGCAGCGGCGGCAUCAUCUGCGCGAGGCAACGGCUCGUCCGGGUACGGCUCGUCGUACGACGCUGACUACGGGUCAUCGGCUGCAGGAGCAGCAGCAGGAGGAGCUCGCCGGGUGCCAGACAGUCCGCUGUACGGAAGCAACGCUGCCUCCGGCGCCGUCGGCCCCAACGUUGCUUUCGUCCGAUCUAGACGCCUGGGCAGUGGCGUCUCUUCGAGCAAGGGACCGGGAUCUCUGCCGCCGGGGGCAGCCGCGUCGACAGCUGCUCAGCCGCCGACGCCCAACGGAGCUACAGCCAACAGCUACAGCGCCGCCGCCAUGAACGGCAUCGCCGGCGGCGGCGGGGGCGGCGGCGGCGGCACCUCUGGUGCAGGGCAGGGCGCGUUUGCUUCUGCCGCGGCUGCCGCCGCGGCGGCGACAGCGGCGCCAUCAUGCGCCAGCGCCGGUGCCGGGCUCGGUGCCGCGACCGCCGCAGCUGCAGCGGCUGCCGCCGCUGCCGUUGGUGGUCCUUCGCUCCGUCUGGCGGCACCGCCACGGGUGCAGCAGCUGACGCGACCGAGUCGCCACCACAGCCAGCCGUCGCCGCCAACACAACAACAGCAGCAGCAGCAACAGCAGCAGCAAGGCGGCGUUCCGACGGCAUGGGCUGAUCCCAGCGGCGGCGGCAUGUCGUACAACGCCCUGCGGGCAAUUACGUACGGCAGUCUGGGAACGCACGGACAGUUGAGUCCCGGCCGGCUUUCCCUGAGCAGCAUCAGUGGCGCCGUCGGCGCACCUGCUACUGCCGGCGCCUCCAGCGGCAACGGCAGCGGCCUGGUCUUCUCUCCAGGACCUGUCCGACCCAGCGUGCUCGGUUCGCCCGCUGCCGCUGCUAUCGGAAGCCCCGGCCACCCAAGCCCCGCCGCCCAAGGUUCAUACUCCAACAACACCACGCCGCGCGCCGUGCAGCCCUCGCCGCCUCCCCAGCCCUUCUCCGUAUCGCAGCAGGUGCCCACAUACCACCACAUCGCCGGCCCGGGCUCGGGGUCGGGGUCGGGGUCGUUGCCCGCCAACGGCUAUGCCAGUGCAGGAGGAGCAUACCAGCAGGCCGAAGGGUACGGCAGCUACGGAAGCAGUGCGACAGCUGGUAUGGCGCCGCGGCCGCAUGUGGCAACGCCAGCUCCCGGCACAAGUCGCGUGGUUGCAGCAACAGCAGGCGGUCCUGGGUCUCUGUACGGGAAUAGUAGAGCCGGGGGAUAUGGACCGUCGCCGGGGCUGUUGUUCGCGACGGGGAGCACACCGCAAGUUACGGCCGCCACGGGAGCGGUCGCUGCCGCUGCCGGCGCCGUCGGCGGUGGCGGUGGCGGUGGCGGUCUGGGGGAUCCGAUGUAUGUGAUGAAGGGUGUCGUUGGAAGCGUCAUUCCGGGAUUGAAUUUUGCUGGAAAACUUCAAACUUGCCUAGUAGCUAGCCAGGAGUCUUGCGAGCCGGCAGUAGUAGCACCGGAUUUAACUCCCACGACAGGUGCUGAGGCGCUACUGCUAGCGGCUGUGCGAGCCGGUGCCGAUGUGUGUUUUGCCAACCCCGGAACCACGGAAAUGUGGCUGGUGUCGGCGCUGGACCGACUCUGGCCUGCCGUACGGCCAAUACUGUGCCUGCAAGAGAACGUGGCCACGGGAGCCGCGGACGGCUACGCUCGCAUCGCACGCCGUCCUGCUCUAACCCUCCUACACCUGGGGCCUGGGCUGGCCAACGGACUGGCCAACCUCCACAAUGCGAGGAGGGCCCGCAGCCCAGUGGUCAACCUGGUGGGCGAUAUGGCCACGUGGCACCGCGCAAACGACCCGCCGCUCAACUCACCUUUGGAAAUGCUGGCAGCGACUGUGUCGGGAGCUGUGGUUGUGGCGGGAUCCGGAAGGGAUGCCGACGUCAGUCUCCAUGGCGUGAACGUCGCCGCCGCGGCUCCCGCUGGAGCAGGCAGCGCCAGCCGCGCGUACGACAUGGCGGCAGCGCUGGAAGCGGCGCUGGGCGGCGCAGGUUGCCAUACCACAAGACGGGCUAUAGAGCCGACAACCGCCGAGGUCGCCCUCGGUGCCGCGCCCGCGACGAUGGGUAUUGGACAAGAGGUGAAGCCUGUCGGCGGCAGUGUAGUCACCGUUAUCGUACCACACGACCUAAGCUGGGAGCCGCCGCCGCCACUGCCACCGGCGCCCCCGCCACUGCAGAUGCAGGCUCUGCCCAAAACUGCCGAUAGCAUUCACUUGGCCGCCGCGAUGACCCCCGUCACGAGCGAUACCGGCCGUGCUACUGCCACCGCUGCCGGCCCUGCCGCCGCCUUCACGGGCUCGAGUAGGGGCUCUACUGAUACCGCCGACGGGGCAACGGCGGCCGCCGCUUCUGCAGCCGCCGCCGCCCACGCUGCUGGCGCUGAAGCGGCCGCCGAAGCCUUCGUUCGCGAUUGCGCGUCUGCUCUCCUACGCGCAAAGAGCCGUGGCGCUGGCUCAGCGGCGCUGUACCUCGGCGGCGACGCGCUUUUGGAGGAGGACGGGGCGCUGCUGGCGGCGGGUCAGAUCGCCGCCGCCACUGGUGCCGUACUGAUCUGCGAAGGAGCCUUCGCUCGUGUCGAUCGUGGCGCGGGCCUACCGGCACUGCGGCGACUGCCGUACUUUCCCCAGGAGGCGGCCUCGGAGCUGGCGCGGUACAGCUGCCUCGUCCUGGUUGAUGCCAGGUUACCAGUUGCCAAUUUUGGCUACAAGGGUGCCCCGGGCGUGUUGGUGGCCCAGCGGGAUGACGAUCCGUCGGCAGUGUGGGAGUUCGACCCCGCAGCAUUGGCGGCCGCGGGCUGGGGCGCCGCCACGGCACUGCACCGCCUGGUGGCGGCGCUGGGUCCUACAGCAGCAGCCGUACGGCCGCUGGUCAACUGUGGCGGCGUCUUCGUGCCGCCGCGGAGGCCAGCGGGCUGUCCACCCUUCGUGCACCUGACCCUGACGGGCGGUGCCAUCGGCAGCGGACCGCCCAUGGCGCUAGGAGCGGCGCUGGCGGACCAGCCCGCCGCCGCCGCCGCCGCCGCCAACACCAGCCGGGGAACCCGGCAGCGGCGACGCGUCAUCAACUUGCAAGCCGAUGGAAGCGCCAUGUAUAGCUUGCAACUACGCCAUUCUGAAGGUGUGCUGCCCGAUGAGUGA